AUGAGUCAAGUCUCCAAUUCAUCGACGUCGUUGGGAUUGAGAAAGGUUGGGAGCUUCCACUACCGAUCACAGACUGUGAAUCAUCACAAACCUCUUCCUCAACCACCUAAUUCUUCUUUAUCGACAGUGAACAAGCCUCGUCCAACUCCUCUUCCAACACCAUCUUCAUCCACUUUUCAACCAAUUACAGACGAUGAAGAAGAAUUACUUUCUCUUCUCAGAAUGGACGGAGCAAAUAUGUUCGUGAUUGGUCUAUGGAGCGACAUGGAAGCGACAUCAUCUUCUAGAAGGCUUAGCAAGAUUAGAUUUGACACCAUGUGCUACAUUUCCGAGGAUGGGUCAGCACUUGUUUGCGAGAGUGAUAUGGUUCCAUCAUCAUCGAGCGCUUCGACUUCGGCUCAACGAAGAAGUAAUAUCAUUCUAUUCUCGGAAGUUGAAAAGAUUAUUCCCUAUUGUCAAUGUUCUCAUUUACUAGAAAAUAAUUACAAUUCAUUCUCUGCUGUAACAACAACCACAACAUCAUCCACAACCUCUCUUUUCAUCUCUUCUAAGAUUCCAAUCACUCAACAAGAAGCUCAAGAAUGUGUUUCUUUCUUUCAACGAUAUUUCAUUUCUGGAUAUAACAACAAGGAACCAAACUAUGAAGCAGCUCUCGUUCCCUACAAGUUUCAAAUGUUCAUGGUGAAACGAAAGAAUUUCAAGAAAAGCCUCGGAUUCAUUUUGUCAGACCCUAUGCAAGCCUCAACUUGGAUUAAGGGUCUUCAAAUGUUUAUGGACGAUUCACGAGGAAUAUUAUCAGCAUCAAGUGUUGCUCGAACGGCCAACAGGAAUGUCAUACCCGAGCCUCAAACACCCAAUGACAAUGAAGAGAAUGGAUCUUCACCUAACAAGAAGAUGCACAAGAAACAUUUAUCCUUUGGAGAGUCCAUAAAGCAAAAACUAAAAGUUUCAUCAAAAGCUUCGACAGGAACUGAAGUUGCAGAUGCUCUUGGAAAUGAGGAAUACAUGUCAUCACCCAAUUCAGGAGGUUUUUCUCCAAGAAGUGCAGGAACUGCAAAACCUCUUCCAAUACCAGUUAAGAAAGAAUCAACACAAAGUCCACUUUUACCACCAACUAUUUCUACUGAAACAUCCAGUGAAAUUGCAAAACAAUUACAAAAGCUAAAGAAAACACCAGCUACGCCAACAUCAAAUUCAAACAAUACAAACUUGGAGGUGAAGAACGACUCGAAUGCACAAACAAAUGAAGAUAAGCAAUUAUUUGAAGUUGUUGUUGUGGUUAAAUUACGGAGAAAGGAUGAUAAACUGGAGCCAUUUAUUCAUUACGAGUUUCCUCCACAAACGGGUCGAAGCAGUAAGAGUCAACAAAUUAUUAACAGUGUUCCUUUAUUUUGCUUUCCUGAUAUUGACAUUGUUAAAGAACAAGAGUCUAUUUCAGGUGGAAAUAAGAAGACGUAUAGCUUUGUAUUAACAGAUAUUGACGGUACACGAAAACAUGGAUAUUGUCGACGAAUGUUACCUACUGGAACUGGAAAGAGGUUACCAGAAACAUUCUGCAUCAUUUCUGCACAUUCAUGUUUUGGAUUAUUCUCUACAAUAUUAGACAACAUUGAAAUUAGAAAUGAGAUCAAUAACGUAUCGUGUUACCAAUUUUUAAAGACUGUGCUUGCCAAUCCUUUCCCUUCUCCUGGAACUUGUACUAUUAUCCGAACAGUGAAUCCAAAAAGUGGACAACAAGAGGAAGUUAAACUCUCUCGACCCAACGUGGCAGAUCCCAUGUUGGAAUAUAUUAAUUUUAAUGUAUUAUUUGAAUGCCUUUCUGCUGAAAACCUUCUAACAGUAUUUUCAUUUCUACUAACCGAAAGACGAAUUAUUUGCUUUGCCAAAGAUAUUACAAAGCUCUCUUCUUUUUGCCAAGCCAUUAUUUCACUAUUGUAUCCUUUCACAUGGCAACACAUAUUCAUACCUGUACUUCCUCAAAGUCUCAUCGAUUAUGUGUGCAGCCCAGUUCCAUUCGUAAUUGGAGUGCUGAGUAACCAUAAACAAUAUAUUGACGAGCUCAGAAAGGAUGGUCAAAUGGAGUCUGAAGUAUUACAAGUGGAUUUGGAUUCUGGAAAAGUGAUCGAGCCAGCAACUUUAAAAGAUAACAAAAGUAUUAUUCCUGAUGUAAAAGAAUUUAUCAAAAAAUUAUCCAAAGUAUCAAAGGAAAUUACAAGUUCAAAAUCAGGAUCUAAUCAAAUAGCAAUGGCAAAGGAUACAUUUUUACUAUUUUUUGUAAAUCUUUUUGGAGAUUACAAAGCAUUCGUAAAGCCAAACCAAGAGUUCUAUUCUAUAACAGAUAAUAGGAAAAAGAAGGACAUACCUGAAUGGAUCUUUGAUACUCCUCUAUUUAUUGAAACAAAAACCAAACAAUUCAAGAAAAACGGAAAGUUUUUCACAAUUUUCACACAAUGCCAAAUGUUUGAACGGUGGUCAUCUGAAAUAGCCAACUCUUCAAGUCAGAAGAAAGGCAAUACCAGCGAGUAUGGAUUAUUCGAACAAUUAUCGUCCGUGCUUCAGCAACAGAUCACAAACGACCUGUACAAGAAGUAA
Messenger RNA from Naegleria lovaniensis, 2592 nucleotides. RefSeq lists its product as uncharacterized. Lineage: Eukaryota; Heterolobosea; Eutetramitea; Acrasida; Naegleriidae. The record is from RefSeq and is a predicted model, not a curated record. The transcript has 5 exons. The coding region runs from base 1 to 2592 and encodes 863 amino acids.